Messenger RNA from Botrytis deweyae, 216 nucleotides. RefSeq lists its product as uncharacterized. The coding region runs from base 1 to 216 and encodes 71 amino acids. The transcript is spliced from 2 exons. NCBI's taxonomy places the organism in Eukaryota, Fungi, Ascomycota, Leotiomycetes, Helotiales, Sclerotiniaceae. The record is from RefSeq and is a predicted model, not a curated record.
AUGCAUGAGUGUCUUUAUUAUAUACCUGUUACACAUCUCCGUGUACAUCUAGCCGACAGACAAACUCUUUUUAGCCGAAGAAACCGAGAAGGAGAAAAAGAAAAAAGAAAGAAGAGGAGAAGAGGAGAAAAGAAGGAAGAGGAGAAAAGAAGGAAGAGGAGAAAAGAAGGAAGAGGAGAAAAGAAGGAAGAGAAGAAGCCGUUACAAACUGAAUAG